AUUGUCGCAUGACUGGAAGCAACGCGAAGUACCUAACCUAAUCUUUAUUCUAUGAAGUAGAUUGAGUGUAAUUUGAAGUGGAUGAAUAAUAUCGCGUCUUUCCGGUAAGGAUAUAUUAUAUUAAGCAAUAUUACAUACUCGGCCGACAACGGUCAUAAUACGCAUUAACAUCAUUAUCGCCUCGUCUGUCGUCCGCACAUCGCAAGCCGAAUCGCUAAAUUUCGUUCGUCACCGGCCGUCGUCCGAAUUUCGUAAUUUCGUGCGCUUGACGUGCAUGGUGUGUCUCGCACUACCGCCGAUUCCUGUGCCCGAGUAACAGGUCAGGUUAGGGGUCCGCUUUCCCGGAGUGUUUGCCGCCAGCAGUGUCUAUUUACUGGUCGCCACCGUCGUCCAUGGCGCUCAACCCGUUCACGGUCCUGUGGGCCUCCCGAAUGGCUAUGUCGUACGUGCCCUGCGUUAGCUUCAUAAUGCUCCUCCGCGUGGCCAUACUCUUCUUCCGGCCCGAUAUCGAGGACAUACAUCACCGGAUGCCGGACCGUCGGAUCACUGAGAUCAGGGACAAGUACGAUUUCGUGGUGAUUGGAGGAGGUUCCGCGGGUUCGGUCAUGGCCAACCGUCUGUCCGAGAACUCCAACUGGACGGUUCUAUUAAUAGAGGCCGGAAUGGACGAACCGGUAUUGUCAGAAAUACCGUUGCUGUAUCCUUCUCUCCAACGUACGUCUAUUGACUGGCAGUACAAAACAGAACCCAGUCAAUCGUCAUGUUUGGGCUUCACCGGGAACCAAUCUAGCUGGCCUCGGGGCAAAGUCAUCGGAGGCAGCAGUGUUCUGAACGCUAUGUUGUAUGUCAGGGGCAACCAGAGGGAUUACGACGCAUGGCGAGACGCUGGAAAUGAGGGCUGGGGUUACAAGGAUGUAUUGCCGUACUUCAUGAAGUCCCAGGACAUGAGGAUACCGGAGCUCAUGAAUUCGAAGUAUCACGGAAAAGGAGGAUACCUUAGCGUAGAGCACUUCCGGUCGCACUCGCCGAUCGUGGACAGUUUUUUGGAGGCUGCCAAAGAAGUCGGUUACGAUGAAGUCGAUAUAAACGGUCAGAGUCAAACAGGAUUUACGCGAUCUCAAGGAACUCUAAGAGACGGGCUGAGGUGUAGUACGGCCAAAGCGUUUUUGAGACCAAUCAAAGAUCGUCCAAAUCUUCAUAUCAUCUUACACACUCAUGUUUUAAAAAUCGAGAUCGAAAACGGCAGUGCAACGGGUGUACUGAUAUCGAAAAUGGGGUCAAUACCGAUAUUGGUGAGAGCCAAAAAAGAAGUGGUGCUUUCGGCGGGCGCAAUAAAUUCGCCCCACCUGUUGAUGUUGUCCGGGAUAGGACCUGCCGAUAAAAUACGUAAAGUUGGCAUCAAAAUCACCAAACACAUACCGGGCGUGGGGCAGAACCUGCAAGACCACAUUGCGAUGGGUGGAGUAACAUAUUUGUUCGAUUCGCCCAACGAAUCCAACCCCCUCGGUCUGGGGGUAGUGUUACCGAGGGUGUUUUCAUAUGACUCGUUCGUUCAAUUCGUUCGUGACAAUGUGGGACCACUCUUUAGGAUACCGCUCGGCGAGGUCAUGGGUUUUGUAAAUACGCGCUACAACAAUGAUUUCGAUUGGCCGGACGUUCAACUGUUUAUGGCAACUGCUGGGGACAACGACGACGGAGGUCUAUUGAACAAACGGGGUGUGGGCAUCUCCGACGAGUACUACGAACAAGUUUUCGAACCCAUACUAUACCAAGAUGCUUUUACGAUAGCACCGCUUUUACUGAGGCCGUACAGUCGAGGCUACAUAGAUAUUACGAGUUCCGACCCUUACGCUGCGCCAAAAAUCGUGCCAAAUUACUUCAGCGACCCACGGGACGUCAGAACCAUAGUGGAGGGUGCUAAAAUUGGAUACGCUAUCAGCCAGACAGUGGCCAUGAGCAAGAUCAACACCACUAUUCACAACAUUCCUCCACCAGGGUGCGAGGGUUACGCUCUUUUAUCAGACGAAUACUGGGAAUGCCAGGCUCGUCACUACACUAUGACCAUUUACCAUCCGGUCGGCACGUGCAAGAUGGGCCCGGUGGACGACGAGUAUGCUGUGGUGGACGAACGGUUGAGGGUAAGAGGCAUCAAGUGUUUGAGAGUGGUAGACGCUUCUAUAAUGCCUACGAUUGUUAAUGGCAACACUAACGCGCCAACGAUUAUGAUCGCAGAAAAGGCAUCUGACAUGAUCAAGCAAGAUUGGGCUGGACACCGUAAAUAUUUAAGUCACAGCAUAUAAAGAACACAUUUAGGAGGUGGUGGUAAGUCGUUGUUCAAAUAUUUCUGAGUAUCAAAACAAUUUGAUAUAGGUGUAUAUAUUUAUACAAAUUAAAUUUAAAGGAUAAAAUUAUUAUUGAUAUUUAUAUUGUUCGUAAACCUAAUCACUAACCAGUAACCGUAGUGUACUUAAUCAUAUUGAUUGAAUUUGUAUUAUUCAUUCACAAUAUUAACUGUUGCAAAAAUACAUUUUUACUUAUUUCUCAAGUAUGAUUAACAAUUAUCUUUAAGAUGUAUAUCGUACAUUAUAUUAUAAGACGUACGACAACUGUAAUUUUUAAUUGCUUACUCUUUUAUUUAAUUUAUUUGUAUUAAUAAACGAAAUAUAAUAAAUGUAUUAAAAGGAAAAAAGGAAAUCAACUAAUUUAUUAUGGAGACUAAGUAAGAUAAUAUGUAUAGGAACUGAAAGUAAUACGAGUACUAUAUUGGG
Messenger RNA from Aphis gossypii (cotton aphid), 2768 nucleotides. Its product is annotated as glucose dehydrogenase [FAD, quinone]-like. The transcript has 4 exons. Bases 393 to 2300 code for a protein of 635 amino acids. NCBI's taxonomy places the organism in Eukaryota, Metazoa, Arthropoda, Insecta, Hemiptera, Aphididae. Gene Ontology annotation, molecular function: flavin adenine dinucleotide binding; oxidoreductase activity, acting on CH-OH group of donors. The record is from RefSeq and is a predicted model, not a curated record.